UGGAUGAUUGGAGAGACGAUGGCUUGGCCUCUCCGCUGUCCAACUCAAGCACCGUCAAGGGUCAAAUGGAGCGCUGCCGACAAGGCUGAUUCCAGCAGGUUUGGUCGCCCGGUGCAGCCAGAGUGGGUUAGACAGGGUCUUGUUGAUUGUGAGGGUAGUCGGGAUGUCAGGGUUUGGUAUAUCACGGGAGUGUAGAUGGGCUGAUGCUGCAUGGAAUUCUCUUCCACUUUCUCCAAGAACAAGCCUCGUUCAGUUUCCAAGUGCAGGAUCAGCCACAAUCUGACGUGGGCCGCGGGCAGAAUAUAACCCCCGCCGUUCCUGGCCCGUCUGAUGCUUCUUAUCUCCCCUAAUCUUGAACUCCUUUCGGUACUCCUCGACUCUCUGCUCACAUUCUGUCUGCAACUAUGGAUCCAUCGGAGUACGGAUUCCCACUAGUGACCGGUCAGCACGACAGGCCGGCAUUCAGCCAAGCACCUCCUCCCUACACGGCAUCCAAUGAGUCCGGCGAGGAUGCCUUUUCCGCGCAUCACGGCUUCUCUAGUGCACCCAGUCGAUUCCCUGCAACGCUGAACGGCUACUUUCAGUGGAAGUUCACCUCCACCUUCCAUCUGGGCCCGAGUGGCGACGACAAGCGGUUCGCCGUCUCCACGCAGACCCCCUUCCUGCGCAGCAAGCAGACCACGAUCCUGCACGCCGGCCCCUCGGACCAGGACCCGCCCUUGGCCUGCGUCGAGGGCGACCAAUCGAUGCGCGACCGAGCAUGUCCGAUCACGAUCGCCGGUCAGCCGCCGGGGAUCGAGGCUCUGCACCACGCGACGCCGUACACGCGCACGCCGCCCACCUUCGCCGUCGACGUCCGGGGGCCCGAGAAGCGGCCGCAGCGCGAGCAGUUCGAAUGGCGCACCAGUCGCGGCAACGAGGUCCGCCAGCUGACGGGCCACUCGGUCUCCGGCUGGAAGCUGGUGCGCCUGGCACGAACCGUGGGACCCGGCGGCGACCAUCGCCCGCAUCGCGCGUUCGGCUGUGCCAGCGACGGGCGGGAAGUGGUGGCGGUUCUGGCGCGCAACGUGUCGGCCAGCAUGACGAAGGCGCUGAAGUUUCAGUUUCUGGGCAGCGGGCUGGACGGCAGCAUGGGCGAGACGUGGGAGAUCAUGGCGGUCAUAACAGCCUUGCAGCUGUGGUAUUACGACAUGCUGAGUGCCACGAUGGCCUCGACGACAGCUGCCGUGUCGACAUAAAGGGCGGAACCGACGGUGACGGGGUAUGUUCCAGGUCGACUCCGGCCACUUUGGUUAUUUGGGUUGGGGUGGUGUUGGUUACGAGCUGCAGGGGAUGCAGGCAGUCUGAGUGAGCGAGGCAGACGGAUGUCUUGGUGUAUCGCCAUCUGUCCUUCACGACUAUCUUUAACCCUUCAGACAGUACACACACUAGAGUGCACAAUCGACGAGAG
Molecule: messenger RNA, 1450 nt
Organism: Aspergillus steynii IBT 23096
Lineage: Eukaryota; Fungi; Ascomycota; Eurotiomycetes; Eurotiales; Aspergillaceae
Exons: 1
Coding region: 405-1238 (277 amino acids)
Source: RefSeq, a predicted model, not a curated record